Molecule: messenger RNA, 6151 nt
Organism: Penaeus monodon (black tiger shrimp)
Lineage: Eukaryota; Metazoa; Arthropoda; Malacostraca; Decapoda; Penaeidae
Exons: 26
Coding region: 258-4313 (1351 amino acids)
Cellular component (GO): cytoskeleton
Source: RefSeq, a predicted model, not a curated record
GGGACGACGGCGAGGACGUGGAGGACCUGCAGACGGAGAUCGUGGAGAAGGAGUCUGUCAUAUCAACGCUCUCAACGCAGAGGCAGCUGCGGCUCCAGGACGCCAAGAAGGUCGAGGCCAAGGCAGCCAAGAUUAAGGAAUGGGUCACCAACAAGCUGAAGGAGCUGGAGGACCAGAACGCCCACCUGCGGGAACAGAACGCUAAAUGCAACGUCCAGCUGGAGCUUCUGCGGGGUCGUCUCGCCCACCUGUCCUCCAUGCACAACGAGAAGGACCGUGACACCGAGCGGUUAUGGAAAAGGAGGUCCCUAAGUCUACCUAAGGAUUCGUCGCGUGGGAGUUACGAAGGGGAUCGACCCGACAGCGACGAGAGCCUGCACGACGGCCGAAACGACGUCGGCUACAUCCCGUCCCGCCCUGCGACGCUCGGGAGGGACCGUCGAUCCAAGUCCAGGUCCCCCGCCGGCCUGAGAAGAGCCAGCUCGAGCGACACGGACGCCAACUACGGCGAGAUCCGCUUCAAGUCCCGCCACAACGGCGUGCCCCGCACUGGCGGCCUCGAGAGGAAGCGCUACGACGACGAGAAGAUCCGGACGCGGGACUCGCGCGUGGACUCCGGCUCGGUGGACCUGGAGACGCCCCAGAGCCUCAGCCCCAAGAGCCCCCUGGAGGUGAUGCUCAACAGCCUGACGCAGAGCACGGGCAGCCUCCCUAGGAGCGGCUCGCGCGCCGGCAGCCGAGGGGAGAGCCCGCGCAAGCCCGUGCCGCAGCCCAGGACCAAGCACCUGAAGAAGGGCGGCAGCCUGCAGUCCUCCGUGACCAAAAGCGCCGACAGCUUGGACUUGGAGCUGGACGGCUACGACAACACGGAGAGCACGGACUCCAGCCAGCUCGCUCGCUCCGGGGACAGCCACCUCAGCGACGACGGUAGGAGAUCGCGCGCCAAGGACGAGGCGCACGACUACAGCGAGAUCUACACGCCCAGCCGCGACCACGCCCGCUGGCCCGGCGACUCCGAGACCAACGGGGAGAAGCCGCCCACGCCCCCGCUCCACCGCUUCCCCUCGUGGGAGUCCAGAAUAUACCAGGUCGCCCAGGAAGGCCUCUCGGGCUCCGGCGCAGCGACCACCGCCGACACGAGCGCCCGCAUGAGGACUUCCGGCCUGGGCAGCUACCCUGAAAUCCACGUGCCGGUUUACGCUGCGGUGAAAGGCCGUGCUAGCCAGAUCCGGUCGGUGCCGUUCACGGGCGACUCCUCGGACUCGUCAGACGGCGAGGACCACUGCGGGGGCUCAGACUCCCGCGGGCUCUCGUCCCACACGCCCUCGUCCUCGGCGGAGUCCUCGUCCAGCUCGCCCUCGAAGAGCAAGACGUCGUCCCUGUCCCCGGCCAAGCUGUCGGGGUCGUCGCCCUCCAAGAGCAUGAGAAGGGAUAGCAGUCGUUUAUCCCAAGAUUCAGGAGACUAUGCUGACUAUGCCAUCCCGCCAGAUGCUAUGCCAGAUGCUAUACCAGACGCUAUACCUACCCUUAAGCUACCGGACACUUCCUUUGAGUCUGGCGUGUCUGAUGACUACGCAAUUCCACCAGAUGCUCGGAGUGACAGUGGGUCUCUGGAGUCAACUUUAGCUCCCACCACUACGAGUGCAAGGACGUCAUGCGUAGAAACCACAACCAACACACUUACCUCAAGCCACAUUGGCACUGUGUCACCCCGCCGUGAGAGUUCAUUAGAGAAGAAUGGAUACCUGACAAAACUUGGUGGGAAACUGAAAACUUGGAAAAAACGAUACUUUGUUCUCAAGGAUGGAACCUUAACCUACUGGAAGAGUCAGAGCGAUAUACACCGAAAACCAGCAGGUCAAAUCACCCUCAAUGAAGUCUGCCGUGUUACCCGAUCUGAAGGGGCACACACCUUUGAAGUCAAUACAGGCAAGAAGACCUACUACCUCACAGCAGACAAUACUGCUUUGGUUGAGGACUGGGUUAGAGUUCUCCAGAAUGUGUUGCGACGUAAUGCCACAAAACUCCUUUUGAGUAAAGAAGACAACAAACCAACCAUACAAGGAUGGCUGACAAAGGUGAAGCACGGCCAUGCACGGCGCUGCUGGUGUGUCCUUAUUGGUAAAAUGUUCAUCUAUUUCAAGAGCCCUAAUGAUCAGAAUCCUAUUGGUCAAAUCAAUAUGAGGGAUGCCCGUGUGGAGGAAGUCGAAAAGGUUUCUGAUUCUGAAGGGGAUGACCCUGCUGAUGAUGACACUCCCAAGGAGGAUCUGACAAUUGGUAUAUUCCCAUCACACCAAGGUCCAACAUACCUCAUUAUGCCCAAUAAACAGGAUAAGGAUGGUUGGUUAUACCACCUAACUGUAGUGUCUGGAGGAGGUCCUAAUGCAGGAACACAGUAUGAGCAGUUAGUUCAGAAAUUGAUGGAACUUGAUGGAGACCCAAAUUGCGUAUUGUGGAGGCACCCUCUGCUCCUACACAGCAAAGAUCCCAUCACCUCUCCUUUGACCUCUCUCCCGUCCUCCCAGUUGCAGGCUGAGGCUAUCAAGCUGUUCAAGUCUUGCCAGUUGUACACCUCUGUGCUCAUGGACUCUUCGGGUAUAGAUUACCAUGUGGUUCUGUGUCAGAAUGCUCUCCAGCAGUGCCUCACAUACCCUGAACUACAAUCAGAACUCUUCUGUGGACUCAUCAAGCAGACAUCGAAGCACCUGCAAGCUAAGCCAGGGGUCCAGGUAACCAAGACACUGAACAAAAUCAAGCACUCCCGAAAUUUGUUGCUCUGUGCCACCCAGUCACUCUUCUUGUGUGAUUCCUCUGGCGCGCAGAAGGCAUCCCCAACACUAGGAAGUGGACAGCCCUUGCCUGCCGAUCCCAAGAUCAACCCUCCAUCAUUCACCUUCAUCCAGGCCUGGCAGUUCUUGGCUUUGGCCGUUUCUCUCUUCGUGCCUAAAAAUAAUAAACUUCUGUGGUACCUCAAACUUCAUCUUCAAAGGAAUGCUGAUACAAAGUCUGAAGUUGGCAAAUAUGCAGCUUACUGUCAACGAGCUUUAGAAAGAACCCUAGAAAAUGGGGGUCGUGAAGCAAAGCCAUCUAGAAUGGAGGUCCUGUCUAUCCUACUUAAGAACCCUUACCACCACUCUCUACCCCAUGCCAUACCCGUCCACUUUAUCAACGGAACUUACCAGGUCAUUGGAUUUGAUGGGUCCACCACCAUUGAUGAAUUCUUGAUAUCACUGAACCAAGAGAUUGGUUGUCGUGAUGUCCACCAGUCUGGGUUUGCGUUAUUCUCAGACGAUCCCAUUGAGAAAGACUUAGAGCACUGUCUCAAUCAUAAUGCGAAGCUCUGUGAUGUUAUUUCAAAAUGGGAGACUGCCCUCAGAGAGAAGGGAUCGGGCAAGUUUGAGAACACCAAAGUUAUUCGCCUUCUCUACAAGUCUCGCUUGUAUUGUCGUGCAGCAGCAAAACAUGAAACAGACCGAGAGAAACUGUUGCUUUGCUACCAGGUCAACCAGCAGAUUCAGCAAGGCAAAUUCCCCAUCACCAGAGAACUUGCUUUAGAACUGGCAACACUCAUGGCCCAAAUUGACAUGGGUGAAGUUAACAGUGAAAGAACAAGAGGGUCUGGCUCAUCAGGUCCUUCCUCAGCACACAUCCAGCAGGCAUUCAGCAAGUUCUAUCCUGCAAGAUACCGAGAGGACCUGAAUGAAGAAGAAACAAAAACUGUGCUUGAUAGUUUGCAAGAAAAAUGGAUUGGAUUACGAGGAAGAACGCAAGGUGACUGCGUCCGCAUAUAUUUAACAUGUACAAGGAAGUGGCCAUAUUUUGGAGCCACUCUGUUUCCUGCAGCUACACCAUCCCCAGAGGGACCUCCAACUCCUGUGUGGGUUGCUGUCAGUGAAGAUGCCAUUACCUUACUGGACCAAAGCAGUAUGGCAUCCAUCGUCAGGUAUGGGUAUAGUUCUGUGGUGACAUUUGGCGGCUGUCAGGAGGACUUCAUGCUGGUAGUCCACACACCAGAGGAGGACGGCUCUCACCAUCCCCCUGGGACGCACAAACUACUCUUGUGCAUGAAUAAACCAAAGAUCUUAGAAUUGACUCUACUUAUUGCUGACUACAUGAAUGCUCUUGGUCGGCCAGUGCCAGGAACUCCCCAGACAGGAACACUGACUCGUCAUGGUUCAAGAAGGUCAGCUCGUUCUCACAUGACUUCAGUCCCAGGACAGCCUGACUUACUAAAAAUGACAACUGAAGUGGAUAGCAAACUUCAACGCUUAGAUGCCAAAAGGAGGGCACAAGUAGACUCCUCUGUUGUCUGACCCGCAGUGCAUGCUAGGUCAUCCUGAGUAAGGUUUAUGCUCGGCCCAACUGCUACACUGUGAUAGGCAUGUCACUUUUACAGUUGUUCCCAGUUAAAGGAGGUUUUUCAAUAAUGUGUUUUCCUUUGCUUUGUUAAGGAAGCUAUGUUUUAUUGAAGAAAUCUUUUUUUGAAAGGAAUGGUACAGCAAGGCAUCUCUAAGACACUGGAGAGGGUGUGAAGAAAACGGUUGUGUAUGGCGCACAAAAAAGUAAAAUUAUGAAUUGGAGAGUCUGCUGUAUGGCCGAGCAUAGUUCAUAUAAUGUGCUUUCUGUAUAUAUAUAUUUUUUAUUUUUUAGUACAGACAAUAUUUUAAAUUAGUGACCUCACCUGUAAAGAAUGGAUAACGAAGAUGGGUGAUCAAAUUAAAAGAGAGAAGCAUUUAUCAGGGCACUUUAUCGAUGUUUCUUCCAUGGUGAAAAAACAUCUAAUCAAGUCCUAUAUUUAAUCAUGUGCCUUAUGCUGCACUUUAAAUCCAUGAAAGUCAUCAUUUUUGAAUAGGUUAUGUAUGGCUGAGAUUAUUUGCGGGCUUACAAUGGCAGCUGUAAGUCCUUUUUUUUUUAUUAUAUGGAAAGGGAAUGGUCAAAAAUGCUUUAAAGCCCUAGUCUGUGGUAUUUCUAGUCUACAGAAAGCAGAAAGAAAAUCAAUAAUUGGAAAGGGUCAUGGAAAUUUAUGAAAGUAAAUUAAAGUUGAUCUUAGGUAGUAUUAAAGACUUCCUAAAAGUUAUGAGAAUAAAGUCUUGGCAAGGUAUUUCCAUACUAUAUGAAGACAGAUGGAUUAUGAAGAUUCAGAUAAUUUAUUGAUAAUUUGCCCAAAUAUGCCCCCUUUUACAUUUACAAUAUCAUAUGGAAAAGGUAAAUUCUAAUUUAUUUAGAACUUUAGUUGACAUAUGGAGAGAAUGAGUUUAGUAUAACUGGACAAUCUGCAGUCACACACUUGAACUUUGAAUGGUGAUUAUCAGGCAACGAAAAGUCCUCUUUUUUCUGUAAAGGAUGGUAAGUGACGUUGCACAUGUAAAAAUAUCUACAUUCAUGUUAUUCAUCUUAUAUUCUUUAUGAUCAGUGAAAAUUUGUGUAUGUAGAGCUUGUCAUGUACCAUGUAUUUUUCAUUGUGCUAUUGAUCAAAGGUGCCAUAACUGCUAGUCAGAAUGUAUAAACUGAGUCAUGUAGAACACCAAAUCUGAUAAAAAGUAUGCCUUCCAGGAUUUUAUAAUUAAGGACAAGUAUGAAAUUUCAUGCUGUGUGUAUAUAUAACUUGACUUAUCAAUAUGUGGUAGCCACAUAUUUUAAACAAGCAAAUGUCACAUUGCACAUUGUUAAACAUGUGUCCAGUUACUAUAAGCAGGUUGACUUAACCUGUAGUGGGACACACAAAACAAAAAUGUCUAAAGUUAGUCUCAUGACUCACGUAGCAAUGGACUGACAACUUAUCUUCUAUACCUUUAGCUAGAUUAUGUAAAUAGUGCUUUCCUUUUAUAUUUCCAUUUUGUGAGAAUUUUGUAUGUAAUCUGCAUAACCCCAAUGUGGUAUGAUAAGAGAGUUUUGGGAAUGUUCCUGCUAUGCCUUACACACAUCUCCACAAUGUAUUAAUGCUCACCUAUAUGUAAAGAUAUACUUGUGCUCAUACAAACCCACCCCAGUUUUAUGUUAAUACAGUUGCUCUCUUGUCCUUUAAAUUUGAUAGGCCUUAUCCCCCAAAUAUAUCUUUGUUGUUUCCACAAAGAAAAUUGUAUGAAAAGAGCUUUUCCAUCCAUACAACUGAACAGAAAAGUGUUUACACUAUAUUGGCACUUAUAUACAU